AAUGCAAGAAUUGAGCAAUGCUAUUAUUGAAUUUUUCGAUUUAGUAAUUGAGAAAUAUAUUACAAAUUUUGCUAAUCCAAAGAGAGAAUGGAAUUAUUUCAAAUCUCUAUUAUCUUCAUAUAGCAUUGAUUUAAAUAGAAUACAAAGUUACCUCAAAGUAUUAAAAAAUAGUGCUGAUUAAUAAAAACCAACUUUAAGGAUAGAUCCAAUUAAGAUGGAUAAUUAUAUGACAUAUGUUUCACCAUUAAGAGAUCAUAAUAGACCUUUUGAAUAAUAAUUUAAUCAUAAAUUUGAAAAUGUUACAUUUAACUAAUAUUUGAGUCAGCCUAGAUUAGAACACAAUCCAAUAGAUUCUUGUGUUCUCUUUAAGAAAAUAACUGCUAAAAUUGUUAAUUUGAUGGAUUCUAAUAAUAUAUAAAUGGCAUUAACAAAGGAAUUACAAAGACCUAUAGAACGUAAAUUAACAGAUAUUGAAAGAUACAAAUAUAACCAACAAUAAUCUUUUUGA
Molecule: messenger RNA, 508 nt
Organism: Paramecium sonneborni
Lineage: Eukaryota; Ciliophora; Oligohymenophorea; Peniculida; Parameciidae
Source: the annotation of a GenBank genome assembly